ACCGACUUCAAAUUGGGCAUCGUGCGGCUCGGCCGGGUGGCCGGGAAGGAGCCGGCCGGCCGUGCAGCUGCACCAGCCACGGACCUUACCCUGGAUGGGAACCCUGUUCCCAUCACCAGCGGCGGAAGCUUCUGGUGGGAGAGAGGAGCAGAGGCAGUCAGAUGAAGACCAAGUACACUCUGAUAGAUGAGCAAGAUAUCCCGCUGGUGGAGGGCUACUCCUUUGAGGCCCGGAUGGAAGUAGACGCAGACGGAAAUGGUGCUAAGAUAUUUGCAUAUGCCUUUGACAAAAACCGAGGAAGAGGGUCGGGAAGGCUCCUUCACGAGCUGUUGUGGGAGCGUCACAGGGGAGGCAUCGCCCCCGGGUUUCAGGUGGUGCACCUCAACGCCGUGACUGUGGACAACCGGCUGGACAACCUGCAGCUCGUUCCGUGGGGCUGGCGGCCCAAAGCCGAAGAGACGUCCAGCAAGCAGAGGGAGCAGAGCUUAUACUGGCUGGCGAUUCAGCAGCUCCCCACGGACCCCAUCGAGGAGCAGUUCCCCGUCCUGAAUGUGACCCGCUACUAUAACGCCAACGGGGAUGUGGUGGAAGAGGAGGAAAGCUCCUGCACCUACUACGAGUGCCAUUACCCGCCCUGCACCAUGAUCGAGAAGCAGCUGCGCGAGUUCAACAUCUGCGGGCGUUGCCAGGCGGCCCGGUACUGCGGCUCCCAGUGCCAGCAGAAGGACUGGCCGGCCCACAAGAAGCACUGUCGGGAGAAGAAGCGCCCCUUCCAGCACGAGCUGGAGCCCGAGCGGUGACCGGGCCGCCGGACCUUCCUUGAGCGCGGCAGACACAGACCGGCGGUCGGCCUGGAGGUGCUGGAGGAGCCGGUGGCUCGCAGCCUGGCAGCCGCCGUGGAGACCACCGUCGCCGGGACUUGGUGGGCUCAGCGGUCCCUGCGGUGUUCGGCUCCGAGCACAGACAGCUGGGGAGGCUCCCACUGGGAUGCUUCUCGUUAUUUAUAUGUUAAUAUGUUUGUAAACUCAUGUACAGUUUUUUUGGGGGAGGCAGUGGGAGGGUUAGAAAUUACAAGUAGAAUCAUUUGCUGUAAUUCUCAAAUGGCAAACGGUCGGGCCACAUGUUUAAAAAGCCUAAAAAGUGUCACGUGACAGAAGCUUCUCCGGGCGGCUGCAGCCCCGGGGAGCGUGGCCUGUCUGCGGUCGCGUCUACAAGGCACAGUAAAGGGGUGGAAUCAU
Molecule: messenger RNA, 1238 nt
Organism: Neogale vison (American mink)
Lineage: Eukaryota; Metazoa; Chordata; Mammalia; Carnivora; Mustelidae
Gene: ZMYND19
Product: zinc finger MYND-type containing 19
Exons: 7
Coding region: 162-800 (212 amino acids)
Source: RefSeq, a predicted model, not a curated record